AUGGGCUCGUGGCUGUCGUAAAAAGGUAUAGUAGCAGUGAGAAAUCAGGUCAAGGAAACAGACGAGGGCUACAACCGAAGGACAUCAGAAGCCUCACCUAAGGACACGUUCAGUAAGUCCCACAAAUGCUUGAAUUGUCAGAAAGUCGCUAAGCCUGGUCAAUGUUUUUUAUGCAGUGCUCAGGAUGCAAGCUAGUGCAGUAUUGUGGACGUCAUGUCAGAAACGCCAUUGCAGCAGUCAAAAGUGUCUUUGUCAAGCCAUCCAGCAACUAAAGGCAGAGAAAGCUUCUCAAGUAAUACGUGGUGAUGGUUGUGUAUUUGUCAGUCAUCUUACACCUACGCAGCAGUUAACAGUAGCCAGGCUUGUUGGUAUGAAUUGUAAAGUGUUGUGUAUGUUGAGUGGGGGUGACUGUUGA
This is a messenger RNA of Porites lobata, 415 nucleotides long. The record is from the annotation of a GenBank genome assembly. Lineage: Eukaryota; Metazoa; Cnidaria; Anthozoa; Scleractinia; Poritidae.